AUGCCUCCUCCUCAGGUCCCUUACAACUCCUCAGAGGAGAAGGACCUUGUUAUCAUCGGUGGUGGUGUCGCCGGAUACGUUGCCGCUAUCAAAGCAGGUCAAGAGGGCAUGAAGGUUGCCUGCAUUGAAAAGCGUGGCACUCUUGGCGGCACUUGCCUCAACGUCGGAUGUAUUCCCUCGAAAUCGCUCCUUAAUAACUCUCAUUUAUACCACCAGAUUUUGCAUGACACGAAGAACCGUGGAAUAGAAGUCGGCGACGUCAAGCUGAAUCUUGCCAACUUCAUGAAGGCCAAAGACACCGCCGUUAGCGGUCUCACCAAAGGUGUCGAAUUUCUUUUAAAGAAGAAUGGCGUCGACUACAUCAAAGGUGCAGGCUCGUUCGUCAACGAGAAUGACAUUCAUGUCGCUCUUAACGAUGGUGGCGAGACAACUGUCCGAGGAAAGAACAUUCUCAUUGCCACUGGUUCAGAAGCCACCCCCUUCCCCGGUCUUGAAAUUGACGAGAAGCGGGUUAUCACCAGCACUGGCGCCAUUGCUUUGGACAAAAUCCCUGAGACCAUGGUUGUCAUUGGCGGCGGCAUCAUUGGUCUCGAGAUGGCCUCAGUGUGGUCACGUUUAGGCACCAAAGUCACCGUCGUCGAGUUUUUGAGCCAGAUAGGAGGGCCUGGUAUGGACACGGAAAUUGCAAAGUCAACUCAGAAGCUUCUGAAAAAGCAAGGCAUGGACUUCAGGUUGAACACCAAGGUCGUCAGCGGCGACAAAUCUGGUGAAAAGGUCACCUUGGAGGUUGACGCUGCCAAAGGUGGCAAGCCUGAAACUCUCAGUACAGAUGUUGUUUUGGUUGCCAUUGGCCGCCGCCCAUACACACAGGGCUUGGGCCUGGAGAACAUAGGCAUGGAGCUUGAUGAACGAGGUCGCGUAAUCAUCGACUCCGAAUACCGAACGAAGAUUCCGCACAUCCGCUGUGUUGGUGAUGUUACCUUCGGUCCGAUGCUCGCUCAUAAGGCGGAGGAAGAAGCUGUAGCUGUCGUGGAGUAUAUUAAGAAGGGAUAUGGGCAUGUCAACUAUGGCUGCAUCCCCUCCGUCAUGUACACUUAUCCCGAGGUUGCUUGGGUCGGCCAGAGCGAACAAGAGUUGAAAAACCAGAAGAUCCCAUACCGAGUGGGGACUUUCCCAUUCAGCGCCAACUCUCGCGCCAAGACCAAUUUAGACACCGAUGGCCUUGUCAAAAUGCUCGCUGAUCCAGAAACGGACAGACUUCUUGGAGUUCACAUCAUCGGGCCUAAUGCUGGAGAGAUGAUUGCUGAAGGCACAUUGGCCCUGGAGUAUGGUGCAUCAACAGAAGAUAUUGCACGAACUUGCCAUGCCCACCCAACAUUAGCGGAAGCUUUCAAGGAGGCCGCCAUGGCCACUAGCUCAAAGGCUAUUCACUUCUAA
This is a messenger RNA of Metarhizium album ARSEF 1941, 1437 nucleotides long. Its product is annotated as dihydrolipoyl dehydrogenase. Gene Ontology annotation, cellular component: mitochondrion; oxoglutarate dehydrogenase complex. The transcript is spliced from 4 exons. The record is from RefSeq and is a predicted model, not a curated record. Gene Ontology annotation, molecular function: flavin adenine dinucleotide binding; dihydrolipoyl dehydrogenase (NADH) activity. The coding region runs from base 1 to 1437 and encodes 478 amino acids. NCBI's taxonomy places the organism in Eukaryota, Fungi, Ascomycota, Sordariomycetes, Hypocreales, Clavicipitaceae.